Molecule: messenger RNA, 276 nt
Organism: Caenorhabditis remanei
Lineage: Eukaryota; Metazoa; Nematoda; Chromadorea; Rhabditida; Rhabditidae
Exons: 1
Coding region: 1-276 (91 amino acids)
Source: RefSeq, a predicted model, not a curated record
AUGGAACAAAAAGGGGCGGAGCUUAUUAAAGUGUGCCCCAGUGAAAUUUACAUAAAAUUCAAAAAGUUUAUCAAUAAUUCUCCAUUCUCAUCGCUCCAACAAGGAAUCCAACGACGUCUGCACUCGAUUCACACUCCAAUACAACUUCUCCAAGUCCCGCCCACUCAAUUCGAUUCGUUUCACGCCGUCGACAGUGGAAAACGUCAAAAUUGCUUCUCGAUCGGACGUCGCCACGUCAUUCCGUCGGGUUACUGUACGACAACUCCAAUCUGUUGA